UUACUGUAGCAACUUAGUCAUUGGAAACAGAGACAGAUUAUGGAGUGGGGCAGUGCUUAUGUCUACACGGGAGCUCUGAGGAUGAGAUGCUUUCAGAAACUGAGCUAGAGGAGGGAAUGUACCUCAGUCUCAGUGACAACAGUGAUGAUGAUGACGUUAGCUCUCCUCCUCUAGCUGUUAUCCCUCCUGUUCCACAGCCACAAUUCAGAAGGAACCUAACAGCUAAACCACCAAGGCUAGCUCCAACUUUAGAUGAUGGAUCUGGUGAAGACACUGAUGAUGAAACUGAAGAUGAUGAUGAUGAAGAAGAAGGCGAGCAAAUGAUACCUCGUCAAUCGGCUUAUGCUGAUUUAACAUUUCCUAACCAGCAAGGGCAGGAGGAGGAGGAACAGAUUGAGAGAGGUGGUGAAAACAAGGGAGAGUACUCAUCUGGAAAAUACGUUCAAAUAAGAGAAAUGGAGCAAGAAAUAAGAGAUCAGGCAGCAAAAGAGCCAAUGAGGAUUGCACCUCAAAGCACUAGUGCAACUAUACCACCUCCACCUCCUCCCCCUGAGCCAACUCCUAAAGCAUCUUCAUACAGUGUACCUGCUCCUCCACCAAUAAAGCAGCUGCACGGGAUAAUGAAGAAAGAGGAAUUGAGGAAGCAAAAAAGGCAAAGAGUUCGCUGGGACAAAAGCUAUAGAGGCAGACGUAAUAACGCUUCUCAAGGUUUUAAGACUCGUCGUGCUGAUACUAAUGUACUAGCUGUCAAGUUCAAUACUCUUCAAGAGGCAGGGCACAUACACACAGGAGAUGCACAAUUUUGUUCUAAUCCUAACUGUGGAGCUGUUGUUAGUCACUUGACUAAACUGAUUGGAGAAGAAGAUGCUGAAAAGAGGGUAUGGAAUUGUGAGUAUUGUGGUACAGCAACUGAGCUUGAUAUUGUAAAUGAAGAGAUACCAACAGAAGAGGAUACAACUUACCUCAUUACUCCUGCUUCUAUAAUGGCUGCUGAAGGAGGAGCUCCUAUAGCAAUGGAUGAAUCACUAGUUGUAUUCUGUAUUGAUACUUCUGGCAGUAUGUGUGUUACUACUAAGGUGUCUGGUCAAUAUGAUAUUCGCGGAGCUAAAGAGAAACGAGACAAAAUGAUGAACAGUUUUCCAGCUGAAGUCCUUGCAGAAUUGCGCCAACCAGAGUAUCGACACAUGCAAGCAAGGCAGCAGAAUGUGACAUACAUAUCAAGAAUGGAGAGUCUUCAAGCAGCUGUAGAUACUCAUUUAUCAAAGCUGGUCCACUCUGAGCCUAAUAAAAGAGUAUCAAUAGUUACAUUCAGUGAUGAUGUUACUAUAAUGGGUGAUGGUAGGAUGGUACCUGUAACUAUUGCUGGGGAUAAACUGUCCAAUAGUAAAGCUGUCAUAGAUAGCGGAAAGGAAAUACCACUACCUUCUACUAUACGUGAAACUCAGAAAGCUUUAUCAAAGAACUUAUACAG
This is a messenger RNA of Amphimedon queenslandica, 1471 nucleotides long. RefSeq lists its product as uncharacterized. Lineage: Eukaryota; Metazoa; Porifera; Demospongiae; Haplosclerida; Niphatidae. The record is from RefSeq and is a predicted model, not a curated record. The annotation marks the transcript as partial. The transcript is spliced from 9 exons.